This is a messenger RNA of Acyrthosiphon pisum (pea aphid), 1146 nucleotides long. RefSeq lists its product as uncharacterized. The record is from RefSeq and is a predicted model, not a curated record. Bases 1 to 1146 code for a protein of 381 amino acids. The transcript has a single exon. Gene Ontology annotation, molecular function: aspartic-type endopeptidase activity. Gene Ontology annotation, biological process: proteolysis. Lineage: Eukaryota; Metazoa; Arthropoda; Insecta; Hemiptera; Aphididae.
AUGGUCAGCGCUCGGGAUACGUCUACAGUACUAUUGGGAACUGCUUUGCUGCAUGUCCGAGAUCAUGCUGGUUGUAUGCAGCAGGUGCGUGCUCUCAUUGAUUCCGGAUCACAAAUAAGCGUCAUGUCAACGUCAUGUGUUGAACGGCUGGGCUUAAGGCGGGUGAAAUGGACCGCGCCUCUCACAGGUGUAUCCGGCGUUGCAGUUUCCAAUGUCGACGGUUUGGUCAAGUGCAUAAUUGCUCCUCGAUAUGACGACCACCGUAUCCACGUCAGUGCUUGGAUACUUCCGAAAAUCACCGGUAACAUGCCUAUCUGUCCUCUCGCACCUCAAGUCAAACAGCACUUUAGUCACUUAGCGCUUGCAGACCCAGGAUUCGACCGUUCCGACCCCAUAGAUUUACUUUUGGGUGCUGAUGUGUACUCCCAGGUCAUGAACGGUAAACGAAUUGUCAUCAAUCAUUCGUUGCCUGCUGCUUUCGGGUCCUUGUUUGGCUGGAUCAUUAUCGGCCCUGUUCAGGGCUCUGUGUCUCAAUCGUUCCAAUCUAAUGUUGUGUCACUUACCAUCUCUUUAGAGACCAUCAUCCAACGGUUUUGGCAAGUGGAAGAGCCGGACGAAGUUCCAGACACAUUCACCAAGGACGGUCAAUGUGAAAGUAUUUACAUUUCGGAACGGACACGUGAUUCUACGGGACGAUUUGUAGUUCCACUACCAUUUUUAAAUGAACACCGGUCCGAGACGUUUCCCGGUUCCAGACAAAUAGCUGUGCGACGCUUUCAGAAUCUGGAAAAGAAGCUCCAAGACAAUGACACCUUAGGCCAAGCAUACAGACAGUUUAUGCAUGAGUACGAAUCGUUGGGACAUAUGUCCAUUGCUCCUUGCCCAGGUUCAUACUUUAUUCCACAUCAUCCGGUGUUUAAGGGAUCGCCAACUUCGAGCAAGAUACGAGUUGUCUUCGAUGCAUCUGCAACGGCAUCGAACAAGCUUUCGUUAAACCAAUGUCUGCAUACCGGCCCUAAAUUGCAACAAGAUAUCAUCGACAUCCUUCUACGGUUCCGCGUGCACAAGUACACAUUCACUGCUGAUGUGUGCAAAAUGUACCGCCAGAUUUUAGUACAUCAGCAAUACCGGUCAUUUCACACAUAG